AAGUUGCUUGUGAUGCGUACGCGCACUCAGUCGUACCGCGUAUUUCAAACGUUGUGAACGUGCUGCCACCCAACGCACUCACGAUAAAACGCCGGUUCAAUGACUCUUUGAGAUCGAAAUGAGAUAUUGUCCAGUUGAUUUGGAAAUAUUGACUCAUCGAUGAAUGAUUUCGGAUUUGAUGAGAUGUUACAAAUAAUCGUCUAGACUAGAAUAAUCGAAUAAGAUUUAUUAAGGAAAACUUUAAUCAAAAUGAAAUCGAUUAUUAUUUUGGUAUUUCUUGCGGUUUUGUUGAUGCCCGAAGCUUUAGCGAAAACGAAAAGGUAUUUGAGAUUACAAACAGAUCCAUUGUCGAAGACACGUUGCGACUUGAUAUGCAUUGAUGCAAGCAAGGAAACGAAAUCUCAGUGUCGCUCAACAUGUCGCUCCCAAGAACGAAAACCAGGAACUUGCCCCGAUGGAGACAAUCCUAGAUGGAUGGCUGCUUGUGUUGAAGCCUGCAAUCAGGACUCACAAUGUGAUGGUACUCAACGUUGCUGCAAACAUGGCUGUAGUUCCAUAUGCAGUGAACCUGAAGACCUCUUGAACUUACCAGGCCUGCCAGCUCUCCCAGCGAUGGACGAGGUAAAAGAAAGACGCCGGGCGGUACAGAUUAAGUGGUCGGACGGCGUAGGGGACGCAGCAAGAGCAGUUCCAGGUCGAGUUUUGUACAUUUUAGAAGAACAACAUCAUUUAGGACCAAAGUAUGAAGAAGAAAGGCUUGGUGAUUGGAAUCUUAUACUGAGAACCAAUAAGACAAAAGUAUCUCUCCGAAAUCUUCUGAAACCCGGUCGAUGGUAUCGUUUUCGUGUAGCUGCCGUUAGUUCGUCCGGUACCCGAGGAUACUCUGCACCAAGUUCUCCGUUCACCCCACGUAAGGGACCAAGGCCACCGCCUCCACCUAAGAAACUUAAAGUUUUACCAGUGCGAUCAGAUAAUGGAACAGUAACAGUAAGACUAGAAUGGAAAGAACCUCGUUCUGAUUUACCUGUAAUGCGUUAUAAAGUUUUCUGGAGCAGACGUGUUCGAGGGUUAGGAGGAGAAUUGGAUUCAGUGCUUGUAAAUCACCAAACUGUUCCAAAGGAUCAAACCUAUGUAGAAAUUAGCGACUUACAACCUAAUUCGAUGUAUUUCCUUCAAGUCCAAACAAUUAGUUUAUUCGGUCUCGGGAAACUAAGAAGUGACAAAGCAGCUAUAUUCUAUAAUACCACGAGUGCAACAGAAGAACAUCCACCGGAAGCUCUUACUAAAAGAAACGACGAAAAGAGUAUCAAGGGUGUAAAAUUGAACAAAUUCAUAUGGCUGGACCAUAAAAUUAAAGCGAAAAUUUCAUGGGAGCCCGGAUUUCAACCCAAAGGGCGUAAAAGGUAUUUCGUGCAUUGGAAAAUCAUAGCAUGCCAACACCCAGUUAAGGAAUUGAAGGAGUUAUCGGCAAUUACCGAGCAAAACUCAUUUGAAAUUUACGAAUUGGAUUAUAAAUGCAAGUACAGAGUCAACAUUAAUAGGUCCUGGAACACGAAAACUCCAGAUUCGGAAUUCAUUUUGACCGUUCCCCAGUGCGAAUAUUUCAAGAAGAAAGUCAGCAGCACAACAGUUACUUGCAAAACUCAGUAAAUAUUAUAAAA
Vanessa tameamea is the source of this 1661-nucleotide messenger RNA. It is a transcript of the gene Kal1, whose product is annotated as anosmin-1. The transcript is spliced from 10 exons. The record is from RefSeq and is a predicted model, not a curated record. Gene Ontology annotation, cellular component: cell surface; extracellular region. Gene Ontology annotation, molecular function: peptidase inhibitor activity; protein binding. NCBI's taxonomy places the organism in Eukaryota, Metazoa, Arthropoda, Insecta, Lepidoptera, Nymphalidae. Bases 250 to 1650 code for a protein of 466 amino acids. Gene Ontology annotation, biological process: neuron differentiation.